Messenger RNA from Drosophila subpulchrella, 2035 nucleotides. Its product is annotated as probable G-protein coupled receptor Mth-like 9. NCBI's taxonomy places the organism in Eukaryota, Metazoa, Arthropoda, Insecta, Diptera, Drosophilidae. Bases 348 to 1889 code for a protein of 513 amino acids. Gene Ontology annotation, molecular function: G protein-coupled receptor activity. The transcript is spliced from 7 exons. The record is from RefSeq and is a predicted model, not a curated record.
AGCUGCGUUGCGGUUGCCGGUUUGUCGUCUAGUCGUUUAGAGAGAGAGCCAAGACAACACUGCGAGAGUCUCUCCACCAGGCUUUUAUGUUUAUGGUUGUUCUUUUUGGUGUUGUCGCUGCCGUUGUCGCAAUCGCAGCCGUUUUUAGACCCGCGUCACAUUCGUAGUCAGUUUUGGGUUUUGAUUGUUGUUGGUUCGGUUGGGAUUUGUGACUCGGCGAGUGUGCGUGCAUUGCCUUAAAAACGCGAACGGCGAUCGCUUCACAUAUUUGUUUACUUAAUUAUCGAUCUGCCUGGCCUGUGACGUCAGGUAGAAGAUCGAACAGAGGAAAUCUUCCAUUCCAAGACAUGGAUUUGCUUUGGAUCAUUCCUCUGGCUUUUUGGCUCUUCGCUGGCGUUCGAUCUCUGGAGACGGCCAGCAUUGAUCAUCCCUGUGCCUAUGAGGAUACGGUUAACAUUACGGAUGGUCUCCGCUUGAAGGACGGAUCCUAUUCAUAUGGUGGAGUAUUGGUUCCGCCGCAACUAAUGGCGGAGUACUCCUUCAAGGUGAUCGAUGGCGUGGAGUACCGAGCCAAGAAGCAUCUGCGCGGCUGCGUCUGCCUGCUGAAGCCCUGCAUUAGCUUCUGUUGUCCGGAGAAUCUAGUAUUCGACUCGAAACACUGGAACUGCUCGAGGCCACACCAAGUACGGGAGUCCACGCACGUGGAGCUGACCUACGCCAAUCGAUCGGUGGAACAAGUGCGCAUUCUCGAUCGUUUUGUGGUACGCACGGAGCUCGGUUGUCGGAACAAGUUCGUGGACAAGAAGCACGAGAGCUUCUGGCAAUGGGAUCUCUUCGAGAACGGAUCGCUGCAGCGGGACAAUCGCCUGUGGACCACGGAUGAAUACUGCUUUAGCCCCCUGGAGCACAAGCCGGAGCAAUGGGAGCUCACUCCGCUCAGUUGCGAGCGCUUUCAAACGGGCUACCGCGUCUGGAUCUACGCUAUUUGCAGUAUUAUAGCCAUCAUUAUUAACAUCUUUAUACUCUCGCUGCUUGGUUCUGUGAGAGAUGCCAGGAAAAGUCACUAUGGCCAGCUGAUCAUCUACUACCUGCUCUCCAUGAUCGUGGGCUACUCCUUGUUGGUUUACUUGGCCUUGAAGAAUCCCAUGAAGCUUUCGCACUCGGCUUGCAGGAAUAUAGGAUUUUUGGCCUACUUUUGCAUCAUGCUGUCCUUCGUCUUCCUGGCCAUCUGCAGUCUGGACUUCCUGCUGAAAUUCAAACAAAAGGCUGUCAGAAACUGGGUGCGUCGGUUAUCUUACGCUUUGGCAGUCCUGGCGGUUAUUGGCUUAAGGUUUUUAGUGUCCUUCGCCCAGGACUCCAAGUUGCCCAAGCACUACAAGCCAGGCAUGGGAGAAGAUUAUUGCUGGUUCGAUGUCCGCACCUGGGGCAUUUUAAUCUACUACUACGGCCCCAUUACACUCUUGCUGAUUUUCAGCAUUGUUUGCUGCCUGAAGGCCUACUUUUCCAUCUACGAACUGCCACCAGAUACUCAGUACAUAUUGGGCACACAACUGAAAAUCGUCAAGACCCAUUUCUACGCUUUCAGUGCCUACAUAGUGGGCGUUUUUGCCGUUUGGGUUCGGGAAAUAGUCGUCUAUAUUAUGGCUAGAGUGAGAGAGCAUUUCUUCAUCAUUGACUUCUGGAGUGGAAUUUGCAUCCUGGGCCUGGCGAUAGCUGGAUUUAUUCUGCUUCUUGGCAAGAAUUUGCACGUGAAAUCUUGGUGGGCAAUCAAUGUGGAAUCAAGUCAAACUGAUCUGAGUGUCAUUAAUGCCCGCGUCUACAAGUUCGAUGAGAAAGGCGAUUUGAAAUCUUCAGAUUCUCCCUAUAAGCCGACAGUGACAUCACUUUAAAUGGAACUGAGAUGAUUGCUCAUCUAUGAACUCUGGUAUUUGCUUUGCUGAUGAAUCAUUUAGUCUGUCGCAAAGAGAUAAGUGUAUAUAAAAUAAGUGCCUCAGUAUACUAGCUAUAAGAAAAUUGUGGAAUAAACUCACGAUGA